AUGGAAGGGGCUCUGAUAGCCCGGGACAGAGUUGGGGUGCAGGACUUUGUGCUCCUGGACUCCCACACCAGUGAGACUGCUUUCCUGAACAACCUUCGCAAGCGAUACCAAGAGAACCUCAUCUAUACAUAUAUUGGUACUCUUCUUGUAUCUGUCAACCCUUACAAAGAGCUGGAUAUCUACACCAUGACACAGAUGCAGCUUUAUCGAGGGGUAAACUUCUUUGAACUGCCACCACAUCUAUAUGCCAUAGCUGACAAUGCCUACCGGGUGAUGUGCAGUGAGUACAACAACCAUUUCAUCCUCAUCUCUGGGGAGAGCGGAGCUGGGAAGACAGAAGCAUCCAAGAAGAUCUUGCAAUAUUUUGCAGUAACCUGUCCAACUACAGAGCAGCUGCAGAUCGUCCGUGAUCGUCUGCUGCUUUCCAAUCCUGUUCUGGAGGCUUUUGGAAAUGCAAAAACUCUGCGUAAUGACAACUCGAGUAGAUUUGGGAAAUACAUGGAUAUCCAAUUUGAUUUUAAGGGAGCUCCAGUGGGAGGGCACAUCCUCAGUUACCUAAUUGAGAAAUCACGAGUUGUCCAUCAAAACCACGGAGAAAGGAAUUUCCAUAUUUUCUACCAGUUAUUAGAGGGUGGAGAUAAGGAUCUUCUUUGCUGGCUUGGGCUGGAGCGCAACCCCCAAAAGUACGCAUAUCUCAUCCAGGGUCGAUGUGCCAAAGUAUUUUCUAUUAAUGACAAGAAUGACUGGAAAAUAGUCCGCAAAGCUUUUUCUAUCAUUGACUUUACUGAAAAAGAUAUAGAGCACCUCUUUGGAAUUGUUGCUAGUGUGCUGCACCUUGGGAACAUUCAGUUUGAAGAAGAUAGCAAUGGACAUGCCAUCAUUCGCGAUGGCACGCAGAUCAAAUGGAUUUCAAAGCUACUGGGUGUGCACUUGUCCAUUCUGCAGGAAGCUCUCACCCAUCGGAAGAUCGAAGCCAGAUCUGAAGAGGUCCUAAGCCCAUUGAAUGUGGAUCUGGCGUUCUACGCUCGGGAUGCAGUAGCAAAGGCGAUUUACGGGCGAACUUUCACUUGGCUAGUCAGCAAAAUUAAUGGCUCUCUAGCCAACAAGGAUUCAACUCGGAAAACAGUUAUUGGCCUGCUGGAUAUCUAUGGGUUUGAAGUGCUGGACACAAACAGCUUUGAGCAGUUCUGCAUUAAUUACUGCAAUGAGAAGCUCCAACAGCUGUUGAUUGAGAUGACCUUGAAAGCAGAGCAGGAGGAAUAUGAACUUGAAGGAAUAGAGUGGGAACCAAUUCCAUAUUUUAACAACAAGAUCAUCUGUGACUUGGUUGAGCAGAAGCAUAAAGGAAUAAUCUCCAUUCUGGAUGAAGAAUGUUUACGACCUGGUGAAGCGACUGAUUUGAGCUUCUUGGAAAAGCUGGAAGAGAAAGUAGGAGAUCAUGCCCACUUUGUGACUCGCAAGCUUGCAGACCAGAAAACACGGAAAUCCAUUGACUGGGUGGAUUUCCGCCUCCUUCACUACGCAGGAGAAGUCACUUACUGUGCUGUUG
Messenger RNA from Pelecanus crispus (Dalmatian pelican), 1549 nucleotides. The record is from RefSeq and is a predicted model, not a curated record. Lineage: Eukaryota; Metazoa; Chordata; Aves; Pelecaniformes; Pelecanidae.